GAUAAAUGAGCUGGUCCCUCGGCAAAGCUGGGCUCGAGAGCCUUGUGACCAGCCUGGGGAAGUGCAAGCAUGGAACUAAUACGCACCUUACCUCGCCUGUUUGCAGAUACCAGCCAGAAAAAGCACCAGGAGAGGAAAGACACCCGGUGGAUGUCUUCACAGAAGCCCAAAGGGACGAUUGAAUACACGGUUGAAUCGAGGGACUCUUUGAAUAGCAUCGCACUCAAAUUUGACACGACACCUAAUGAGCUUGUGCAACUGAAUAAAUUGUUCUCGAGAGCUGUUGUUCCAGGCCAGAAUCUCUACGUUCCUGAUCCAGACUAUAUCUCCAGUGUGGAAAGUUCGCCAUCACUGAGUCCUGUCAGCCCAUUGUCUGCAACCUCUUCAGAAAUAGAGUUUGAGAAACCUUUGGAUGUAGACAAUGUUCAACGCAAAGAUUCAACCGCUUCACCGACACACAGUUGCAUUCGACCAGCAAGAGUCGUAUCGUCCACUUCAGAGGAAGAGGAAGCCUUUACAGAGAAGUUUCUUAAAAUUACAUGCAGAUACAUAACUCAUGACAAGGGAGCAGUCACUGGUGUCCUCCUUGUGACUCCCAACAACAUUAUGUUCGAUCCUCACAAGCAUGAUCCUUUAGUAAAAGAACUUGGCUGCGAGGAAUAUGGCAUCAUGUGUCCCAUGGAGGAGAUCCUUUCAGCCGCUAUGUACAAGGACGUUUUGGAUAGUAAAAUCAAAGAAUCUUUACCUCCAGAACUUAAAUAUUCUGUGUCAAUCAAAGAUGUUCAACAGUUAAACCGAAGAACAAGGAGUAAUACAGAAGAGGUUGACUCCAAAUUACUAGAUACAGGGAAUGACAGCAACAGCACAGCUCCACGAAGCACAGAGGAAUCCUUGUCUGAAGAUGUAUUCACUGAAUCAGAACUGUCCCCUAUUCGGGAGGAGCUGGUGUCUUCUGAUGAGCCAAGGCAAAAUAAAUCAUCAGGAGCUUCCUUGGAAUCUGUGCAAACAAUAACCCAGUCUGGUGUGGAAGGAUGUUUCUUGCCUUCGUCUGUGGAAAUAUCAGAAGCUAAUGAAAAAAUAUUGGCUCAUACAGGUGACAAACCGGUUGAAAUAAAGGGAAAUGAAAAUCAAACUGUUGAACAAACUCUAAAUGACGAAUGCGCUGAAGGUUUGGAGACACAUCACAGUGAGGGUGAGCAGCCUUCCAAUCAUAGUCAUAAUGUGACCUGUGAGCACAAGGAUUCUGAUGCUGAUGAGUUGAAAGCAGCAGGCAGUACAACUCAAACUGCACUUGCUGUGGAUUCCUCAGAAGUGUGCGAGAAAGCGAGCAAUGAUGAAAUGAGGAAAUCAGGGGAGGAAUGUGCUCGGGAUUCUGAGACCGAGGUGGAGGAGCUCCGAAAACUGUGGAAGACCCAUACUAUGCAACAGACUAAAGAGCAGAGGGAAACAGUACAACAGGCUUCCAACAAAGAAGUCGAGCUGAAACCAGGGAAAAUGACAGAAGGAUCUUUCGAAGGCAAUAUUGUACCAAAGGAGAGAAGACGACAUCGAUCUCACAAAUUUUUAUGCCUGAGAGUUGGGAAGCCAAUGAGGAAGACAUUUGUGUCUGUAGCAAGUGCAUCCAUGCAACAGUAUGCCCAGAGAGACAGGAAACACGAGUAUUGGUUUGCAGUGCCACAUGAACGGGCCGAGCACCUAUAUGUUUUCUUCGUACAGUGGUCUCCUGACAUUUAUGCAAAUGAGACUGGAGAGUCGUCAAAGGAACCAGGAUUCAUGGUUGCCACAAGGAAUGAAGAAUCUGAAAUGAGCGAGCAUUCCAUCAAUGAAUUGGCACUAAAAGAUUGGGAGGUAGUAUCAGUGACUGAGUACCAUCGCAGGAUCGAUGCUCUAAAUACUGAAGAACUGCGCAAGCUCUGCAGACGUCUCAAGAUAACGACACGGGAAGAAACUAGUCUGAGGCAAAAUCCAACUUCAAAGCCUGACUUGGAGCCUGAAACAUUUUGGCCAAACCUGAGUGAAAACAGUGAACUGCUCCAAACAGAUCAAAUAGAAAAGCUUGCUAAAAAUCUGCCGCCUCGAACUGUUGGUUACCCAUGGACACUAAUUUACAGUACUGCAAAGCAUGGCAUGAGUCUAAAGACACUGUAUCGUAGUAUGACAGGUGUCGAUACACCAAUGCUGCUAGUUAUCAAAGACAGCGAUGGCCAGUUAUUUGGUGCACUAGCAUCCGAACCAUUUAAAGUUAGCGAUUGUUUUUAUGGCACAGGGGAAACUUUCCUUUUCACGUUUUAUCCAGAAUUUAAGAUCUUCAAAUGGACAGGCGAUAAUAUGUUCUUCAUAAAAGGAGAUAUGGAUUCUUUGGCUUUCGGUGGUGGAGGAGGAGAAAUUGGAUUGUGGUUGGAUGGAGAUCUGUACCAUGGGCGCAGCCACGCGUGUAAAACAUUUGACAAUUGCAUCCUUUCAAAGAAAGAAGAUUUCUAUGUACAGGACAUUGAAAUAUGGGCUUUUGAGUGAAAAAUAUUUCACAUAAGCACUGAAGAAAUUAAUGUUCCUCUCGACUGUAGGACCCCAAAACCUAAAUGUAUCAGUGCAGCAAAGAUGAAUCUCAGCAUAUCAAAACUGACGUUCCAGCCUUCAUUAGAGCAACCCAACCAAUUUCAUUAAGGGGUAACUAGAGUGAACUUGCUUUAAGUGGUGAAGCUUAUUGAAAAUAACUGAAGUGAUGAUGCUACAUUUGUCAAAUAUAUAAUAUCUAAAUUCUAAAUAUCAGCCUCUGGUCCAGGUUAAAUUAAUUCAUGAAAACCCAGUUAAUCAAACUGAAUCCUGACAUGUUGAAAUUGCAGGCGUGAUCCGAUCAAAACCAAGCAAAUAAAUAUUCCUAUCUUAUGGAUGUGAAUCUGGUUUUGAUUUGUAUGGGAAUUUAGUUUUGAUUUGUAUGGGGAAAAUAAAUCUGGGUAAAGCCGUUCUUGCUGCAAGUUCAGAAUACAUACUGUAAACAUUUUGGCUUUGGUCGCACAAAAUAGCUUGGAUUGCUCCAAAUGUUCAACCAUUUUUAAAGAAUACUGCAGUCUUCUCGCAAAGCUAAUGGAAAAAAUAGAAAUAUGUCAAGAAAUAAGCCUCGUGUCAACAGAGUUGUAGGUUUGUUUAAUGCUGCAAAGGAGGAGUAUAUUUAGUAUUUAUUGGGCAUAUAUUUAUCCUACUAUUUAGCUUCAUAGCACACUAAACUCCCAAGCACAUACUGAGUACCCAUAGUUGUGCUGUCUGUCAAUGUGUGUACAUUGUGAGUGCAACUAACACCACCCUACAACAGGAUAGUGUAGGUACUGUUGAUAGUAGGAUAAUUUUUUCGAGUUGUGAAAUUUGCAAAUUAGUCGUGACCUCAAACCACCUAAGCAGCUAUGUUUCACAGUAAUUUCUGGCCUUGUCAUAGAGAAUGAAUAGAGCCAGUGAAAGCAAAGCUUUUUUCUGUAUUUAGUCAAGUCUGAAACAUCACUUUUUUUAAAAAACAAAUUAAAAUAUUUCUGUUCUGGGUGUGACGGUUACUUCUAGUGCUGAAAAUCCAGCUGUUCCAAGUGCAUUGUAUAUUAACCUGUAAAUUAAAGGAAAAUGUACACUGUUCCACAGUUUAAAAAAAGUGGAAUGGUGAAUUGAUUAUAAUAUUUUGAAUUACAAUAAAAAUUAACUCAGGCCUGUUAAUUUUAUUGGCUUUAGUUGCAGCCAAUUGUUUAGUACAUUUCCAAAUUUAAGUUUUGGAUUGUUGGAAGAGAGUUUGCUGCUACAGUUCAAAAAGGCAUAUUUUCUGAACUAUGUUUAUGCUGAAUGUGAAAAAUACAUCAGUUUGCUCUGUUUUUGCCUAAUGUACUGUAACUUUGAUGGGAUGUAGCCUGACUGUUUACAGAUUUUUUUUUUCAAAAUGAAUCACAUAAUCUAACAGCUUUUCUUCCCCUUCAGUCCUCCACAGCAGUAUUAUUGUCUUUGUGGAGUUGCCGCUACCCAUAUAUUAAAACAAUAUUUAAAGUCCUAGAAUUAUCACAGUACUGCAAUGUAAUGGUGAUGUAUAGUAGAAUAAAUUAUUGGAACCAUA
Leucoraja erinaceus (little skate) is the source of this 4084-nucleotide messenger RNA. Its product is annotated as oxidation resistance protein 1-like. Gene Ontology annotation, biological process: response to oxidative stress. Bases 70 to 2514 code for a protein of 814 amino acids. Lineage: Eukaryota; Metazoa; Chordata; Chondrichthyes; Rajiformes; Rajidae. Gene Ontology annotation, cellular component: nucleus. The transcript has 14 exons. The record is from RefSeq and is a predicted model, not a curated record.